AUGGACAAAAAGAUAAUAGCAGAUGUGUUCUAGAGACAUUUAGAAUAGUUGGUGAGUAGACUGAGUGAUGUAAAUAAAUAUAAAUAUGAGAUAGGACAUUCCAGCAAUAUGUAUAUUAUCUGGUAAGGAAGAUGGAUCAAUAAAGCCUAAGACAAAGGCCCUUUUUGUUUGGUUAUUUGGAUAUGACAUGAUAGAGACAGUAUUUUUGGCCACAAAGAGAUAGAUAUUUUAUUUGGCAAGUGAUAAGAAACGUAAGUUUAUUAAGUGAGUUUAUAGUUCAGAUGAUGGAUGAAACAAAGUAAAAAUUAAGUGGGAAAUUUGAGGUAAAUUUUUACAAGAAGAUGAAUGAUAAUAGAGAAUCAUUUGAUAAGAUUCGAUAGAAAAUAGGGAAUGUAAAAUUGGGAAUGCCAACGACAGAGAAAUAGGCAGGUAGUUUAGCAGCUGAAUGGUAUGAGUAUAAGGGAUGGUAAUGUAUAGUAGAUGGAAGUUAAUUAAUAAGUGAUGUAUUAGCAGUUAAAGAUGAUUAAGAGUAAGGGUUUAUUUAGUAAUCAUCACAAUUGACUACCCGCCUAUUUAAGAAAUUGAUAAAAUAAAUAGAGGAUUCAAUAGAUGUAGGUACAAGGAUAACUCAUUAAGACUUGGCUAAGAAGGUUGAGUAAUCUUUAGAAAAUGAUAAACAAAAAGUGAUAAAGGAAAUAGGAUUGUAAGAUGGAUUGUAUGAUUUUGCAUAUACUCCAAUAAUUUAGAGUGGUGGUAAUUACUAAUAAGUGGAAGCACCAAAUAAAGACUAUUUAUCAUCAGAUGUAAUAAUAAUAUAACUUGGAACUUAAGUAAAUGAAUAUAAUACAAAUUGCAUUCGUACAUUAUUUAUAAAUCCUACUGAAAUUUAGAAGAAAUUGUAUAAUUCUAUUUUUGAGGUUUAAAAUAAAGUAAUAACAAUGAUGACUAUUGGAGUAUCUCUAAAUGUGGUGUUUAAGGAUUGUCUUUAAUUAUUGUAAUAGAAAGUAUAGGAAUUAAAUUUAUAAAAUGUUUAAUUACCAAAAUCAUUUGGAUAUGGAAUAGGUCUUGAAUUGAAAGAAUCAUUUUUAACAAUUACAGAAAAAUCUACUCAUGUUGUAACUAAAGGAGAAGUGUAUUUUGUGACAGUGGUAUUAGAGAAUGUUCCAAAUGGACAGAAGAAUAUAAAUUAUACAAUAUAAGUAGGAGAUGUAAUAGUAAUAACAAAUGGUGCUGCAACAAUUACAACCUAAUAAAUACCAAAGGCUUAUAAAUAAAUAUCAUAUUAAUUGUAAGAGGAAGAUGAGCCUGAGUAGAAACCAGCACCAGUAUAAAAAGAUUAGCCAAUUAGAGCUAGACCACGUAAUUAGUAAAUAUAGAUUUAAAGAGAGAAUGAAAAAUAGAGACAAAUUCAUUAAGAGAAAUUAGCAAAAGAAAAAUAAGCUGAAUUGGAGUUGAGAUUAGAAUAAGAAUAAUUUGUUUAAAAUUAAUAGGAAGUAAAGGCUUUGGAAUUAGAUAAAUUGACAUGUUAUUAGAAGGUAGAAUAAUAUCCAAGAGAACUUUAGAAGGGCUAGAUUUAUAUUGAUAAUUAGAGAUGUGCAUUAUUAGUACCAUUGUUGGGUACUCAUAUACCAUUUCAUGUAUCUUGUAUAAAGAAUGUGAGUAAGAUAGAUGAGGGUAAGAUAGGAUCAUCAAUUAGAAUAAACUUUUUUACUUCAGAGACAACGGCUGGACAGAUUUAAUUUCCAAAGGUAGAUGGAGAGACUAUAUUUAUAAAAGAAUUAUAAUAUAGAUCUAAGAAAUCAGAUCGUCCUUAGAAUUUGAUUUUGCAGAUUAAAUAAUUAUAGAAGAAGGUUAAGGCAGAAUAGUAAGUUGAGAGAGAGAAAUAACAUGUAGGAGAGAUGGAACCUUUGGUUGUUAAUAAAGGAGGCAGAAAGCCAAUAUUUAAAGAUUUAAAAGUAAGACCUACAUUUGGAUCAGGUAAGGCAGCAGGUAUAUUGGAAGUUCACACUAAUGGAUUUCGUUAUAUCCAUUCAAAUAAAGAAUAAUUAGAUAUUGUAUUUAAAAAUAUCAAGCAUUAUAUAUAUUAAAGUCCAGAGUAGGAUAUAAUAGCUGCUUUACAUUUGCAUUUACAUUCUCCAAUAGUAUUAGGAAAACGUAAGACACAUGAUGUUUAAUUUUAUUGUGAAGUAGGAGGAGCAGUAGAGCAUUUAGAAGGAAGAAAGAAAACAAAUAGAAAUGAUGAUGAUGAAAUAGAAGAAGAAGAGAGAUUAAGAAUGCAUAGAAAGAAAAUGGCUAAAGAAUUUGAAGUGUUUAUUAAGACUAUUGAAGAAUUAGGAGCAGAUUAUAAAAUAUCAUUUGAAAAACCUUUUCGAGAUUUAGGAUUUGAAGGUAAUUGGAAUAGAGCGAGAUUAUUUUUAUAGCCUACUCGUGAUACUUUAAUGAAUGUAGUUGAAAGUCCAUUCUUUAUUUUAACAUUAAAUGAAGUGGAAAUAUGUUGUUUUGAACGUAUAAUUCCAGGAAUUAAAUCUUUUGAUUUGGUAUUUGUAUUUAAGAAUUAUGAUAAACCAGUGCUAAGGAUAGAAAGUAUUGAUAUUAAAGAUUUAGAGGGAGUUAAGAAUUGGUUGGAUAGAGUAUUAAAUAAUAUUUAUAUUUUAGAUGAAUCUUCUUUUUUUUGAAGUGGGUUAAAAUUUAGUAUGGAAAAAUGUACUUGCAUAAAUAUAGAAAGAUAUACCAGGAUUUGUUUAAGAUGGAGGAUGGACAAAUAUACUUGCAGAAAGUGAAGAAGAAGGUGAUGAAGAAGAUGAUCCAGAAGCAGGAGAUAGUGAAUUCUCUCCAGAUUAAUCUGUAAUAUAUAUAUAUAUUAUUUAAUAGGGUGAUGAUGGUGAAGAUGAUGAUUCAGAUUUUACAGAAGAUGAUGAUGAUGGAGAUGAUGGUGAUGAUGAUGAUGAAGAUGAUGAUGAAUUAUCUGAUGUUCUUGAUCUCAAUAAUAUUAGUGAAUAAGAUGAAGAUGAUCAAGAUUCAGAUUCUGAUUCAGGUAUUCUAUAUAAAUAUCAUAGAUUAAAAUAAAAGAAAACAUAAACAUAAAACUUAAUAAUAAUCUAAACCAUAACCUAAACCAUAACAUAAACCUUAAAAUAAUAAACCAUAACCAAAACCACUUCCUCGUUCAACUCAGCCUCAAAAACGUUAACCAACCAGAAAAUGAGUAUUAUUAAAAUUUUAUUCAUUAUUUUUUAUACUUAAUGAAU
Messenger RNA from Paramecium sonneborni, 3248 nucleotides. The record is from the annotation of a GenBank genome assembly. NCBI's taxonomy places the organism in Eukaryota, Ciliophora, Oligohymenophorea, Peniculida, Parameciidae.